UACGAGCUUGCUGUAGCCAUGCCUGAGCCGGCCAAGUCCGCCCCCGCGCCCAAGAAGGGCUCCAAGAAAGCCGUGACCAAGACGCAGAAGAAAGGCGACAAGAAGCGCAAGAAGAGCCGCAAGGAGAGCUACUCCAUCUACGUGUACAAGGUGCUGAAGCAGGUGCACCCCGACACGGGCAUCUCGUCCAAGGCCAUGGGCAUCAUGAACUCCUUCGUCAACGACAUCUUCGAGCGCAUCGCCGGCGAGGCGUCGCGCCUGGCGCACUACAACAAGCGCUCCACCAUCACGUCGCGGGAGAUCCAGACGGCCGUGCGCCUGCUGCUGCCCGGCGAGCUGGCCAAGCACGCCGUGUCCGAGGGCACCAAGGCUGUCACCAAGUACACCAGCUCCAAGUAAAUGCCUGCUGAAUAUACCGCUUAACCCAAAGGCUCUUUUAAGAGCCACCCACAUACUCUAUAAAAGAGCUUCUAAACACUAGCGCUUCGGACUUCAUGGGUACGGAAGCUUAAGAAACGUUAGAAUUUUAAACAAAUGUUUGUCUAGGUACUUAAUCUUUCAAUGGUAGUUGCGAAAUAUUUAGGGUUUUGCAAUUUUAGGUAAUUCAAAUGCACGUACUACUUGUAAAUAUAGCCGCUUAAAUAGUUUUUAAAUAAGUGGUAACAAAAGAUUCAAGACUUUUUAAAUUCCAACCAAAUUAGGAGCUUCACGUUGAAACUAGAAAACAUGCUUCCAGAAAAUAAAAACAUUUAUUUAUUUCCAAAAGAUAGGCGGAGGGAAAAUAAUCGAUUCUCUCCAGUUUUCCUAUAUAUGUCUGGGGUUUAUUUUAAGAUGGCAUAUUUUGCAUUGUGCAUGAGUAGGCAAGGAGUCCGGGACUAGGGGAGGGGAGAAAAUCUCUGAGCUGGGAUGGACGCUUUAGCGGGAUGAGAUCCCACGGAACGCGGGGAGCCGGGAGCACUGACAGGCACGGAGCCAGCGCGGGCAGCGUUCCGCGCCCCCCUCCCUUUCCCCCAUUCUUCACUCUUCCCCCUCCCCAUUUUCUCCCUCCCCUUCCAGCGCAGCGCGGGCUUUUCCAAAUUUCCCCGCGGCCCAAUAAGCGGCUGCGGCUUCUCCCAUCGGCCAAUCCGAGGCGGCGCCGGGCAGCCCCCGGUACCGGGAGGAGCCCCGGGGCCGCUCCGCCUCUCGCUCCCGCCCGGCCCAGCCCCUGCCGCGCCACCUUCCACCCUCCUCCCUCCCCUGCAAUCGCCUCCUCGCAAAAAAAGUAGAGUCGGUCAAAUCGCGCAGAAAUUAAGACCUGCCCCACGACAGCGCUGGCAAGCGGAAAGGUCAUUGCCAAGGAAGCGGAGGAGCCGUGCUGACAGUUCCCUGUUACGGUCAGUACGAGGUGUGGCAGUCGCAUCCGUGCUGUCAGGAAUGGCGCCGAUUUAGAGCAACGAAAGGAAUCUCCACGCACCAAAAAGGUACCCGC
Messenger RNA from Cinclus cinclus, 1468 nucleotides. RefSeq names its product histone H2B 1/2/3/4/6. Gene Ontology annotation, cellular component: nucleosome. The coding region runs from base 19 to 399 and encodes 126 amino acids. The record is from RefSeq and is a predicted model, not a curated record. Lineage: Eukaryota; Metazoa; Chordata; Aves; Passeriformes; Cinclidae. Gene Ontology annotation, molecular function: protein heterodimerization activity; DNA binding; structural constituent of chromatin. The transcript has a single exon.